AUGAAAAUACGAAAACACUUCUUACCCCGCACACUACAGGAUGCCGUGGCGACCACCUUCAUGGCCGGCAUCAUACCGAUAACGUUCUGGUUCGAGGUGUACGUAGUUAUACCGGGCAUUCACGGCACGGAUUCGCUGUACAAUUGGGUUCAUUUCGUACCUGCCGUGCUCUUACUGUUCAACGUGACGGCACACAUGCUUGCAACCGUCCUGUGUGACACCAGUUGCUCCACGGAGAUAAUCCAACUACCCGCGAACGUAUCCAACGCCGCCACGUCUGGUUUGGGGUCGAAAUCGUGGCAUCUUUGUGCAACGUGUGAGUUUAUCGCACCACCCCGUUCCUGGCAUUGUGUCAGCUGUCGGACGUGUAUUCUGAAGCGCGAUCAUCACUGCGUCUUUACCGGAUGCUGCAUAGGGCACAAAAAUCACCGAUACUUCAUCCUGUUCGUGGCGUACCUGUUCAUAUCUACGCUGUACGCGAGUGUGCUGAACAACUACUUCAUCUGGUUUAUACGGGGCGAAGAGUUCCGUAACUGGACAUCGUUUGUAAAGAUCGUGUUCCCGCUCGCCAUGCUGCUCAUCGACACAUCGACAAAACAGUAUUAUCUGGUGAUAUAUCUCAUCAAUAUGGUAGGUGUAAUGUUCACCGGCGUGCUGCUAAUCUACCACGGAAGACUUAUUCUCAGCGGUGCGGUUGUGCACGAGCGAAAGGCACCCGAGUACGAUAUGGGUCGGACGGAGAACGUACGAAUGGUGCUUGGACAACGGUGGUACAUUGCGUGGCUAUCGCCAUUCGUGAAGAGUGAGCUACCACACAACGGAGUCAACUGGGAGUCGCUCCAAAAGCAAACGAUCAAAAGUAAGUGA
This is a messenger RNA of Anopheles marshallii, 867 nucleotides long. RefSeq names its product probable palmitoyltransferase ZDHHC24. The coding region runs from base 1 to 867 and encodes 288 amino acids. Gene Ontology annotation, cellular component: Golgi apparatus; endoplasmic reticulum. Gene Ontology annotation, molecular function: protein-cysteine S-palmitoyltransferase activity. The transcript has a single exon. The record is from RefSeq and is a predicted model, not a curated record. Lineage: Eukaryota; Metazoa; Arthropoda; Insecta; Diptera; Culicidae. Gene Ontology annotation, biological process: protein targeting to membrane; peptidyl-L-cysteine S-palmitoylation.